Vicia faba (fava bean) is the source of this 348-nucleotide messenger RNA. Lineage: Eukaryota; Viridiplantae; Streptophyta; Magnoliopsida; Fabales; Fabaceae. The record is from the annotation of a GenBank genome assembly.
AUGAGGGCAUCAGAAAAAGGGGGAUGUGUCAAUACUGUUGGAAGUAUUAGCACUGCAGAGCAUGUCCGACGGAUGACUAAGGAGAUGGGGAGACCACCAUUGAUGAUUGAGUUGAUUACGAGGACUCGGACAAAAAAAUCGGGAGGUUUUGUCGACGACCGCACCCAGAAAGCUUUUGAUGAUUAUCAGACAUUGCUAGCAAAUUUUCUAGAACACAAUCCGCAAUAUAGGCCAGCAGAGGGGGAGCCGCUUAAUGGGGAUGUUGAUUUCUAUAUUUGGAAUGAGCCGGAUGAUGACGGACUUGAUGACUUUGAUCUUGAUAAUUUUCCGGGUGAAGAUGCCCCGUGA